Messenger RNA from Phaedon cochleariae (mustard beetle), 5085 nucleotides. The record is from the annotation of a GenBank genome assembly. Lineage: Eukaryota; Metazoa; Arthropoda; Insecta; Coleoptera; Chrysomelidae.
UGAGGUUGUGUUUCAUUGUUUUACCUCCAGAGUCCAGGGUCAGUCAUCUGUGGUCAUCUGACAGAUCUUAACAAAAUUUGUUUACCUUAUUUUCUCAAGAAAUGCCAGAAGUUUCAAGUUCAUCGUAAUAUCAAUAUGAAUAACAACCAGAAAAGUGCAGAAACCCAGUUGCAAGUGGCUAUUGGUACCUUACUCAUAUCAGUCACUGAUAAAAGCUCAGUAGUCGUGGAAACAGUCAAGAACUCGUUGAAGAAAUUAUCAGAAAAACACCCUAAUCAGGUCUUGGGUUCAUGUUGCAAAUUCAAUGCAAGAAUUCCAAAACCACCACCUGAACAUGUAGCUUCCAUACUGAAUAUAAUGGAAGCAGUAUGUUCAGAUUAUAUUGUUGACAUUGAUGGAGAUACUAUAAUAGAAGUCAUAAAUGUUUGCUUAUGUAUUAUGACUGAAAAUGUGAAUCCCCAACCACUAGUUGAAAUGCCUGCAUCUGAAGUCCUAGUUGCAUUAGGAAGGGAACAUUAUGUUCAAGUGAUGGACUCACUUUUGAACAAACUUAGUAUUGGUGUCAUCCCUCAUUACAUGGUGCCCCAUACUUUGGGUUCUUUAGCUAAUGCAAAUGCUAAUGGGGUUGUACCAUAUUUAAAAGAUAUCUUUAUUAUAUUGGUGCCAUUGCUUCCUGGUUUGAAAUCAGAUAUUUUGAAACAGUCUUUUGCAUAUGCAUUUGGGAAUUUUUGUGAUGCCUUGAUUGAAUAUAUUUCUAAUAAUGAGAAAGUACCAGAUCCAACAAUAUCCUUGGAUAAUUACAGUGUGGAGAUUGGAAUGGUUUAUGAUGUAUUGUUUACUACCUGGCUCUAUAAUCGUGAACCAAAAGUUGUUGAAACUGUUUUGGAUGCAUUGUCACCAAUAUUUAGAGUUUUAAAUGUUGAUAAAGUAACACAACAGACAACAAAAGCUAUACAAGUACUAUUGACUCUUUACAAGAAGAAUGUUAAUCCUUACAACAUUACCAAAUGUUUGGAGUCUAUUAUCCAGAAAGCAGCCACAGUCAAUGGCACCUUACUAGAACCAGUACUAUCAAAUAUCCUGAACACUAUUUUUGACUUGGUAUGCAUUUCACCUGAUUAUGCUCAACCAGGUUUACUAAAAAGUCACUCAGAAGUCCUGAGGUGCUAUGAGUGUUUUGCUCUUCAUUUCACUGAUAGCACCAUAGAUCAGCUAGUGCAGCAAUUGAGGAACAAUAAUGAUAAAGAAAGAGUAAAAUCACUUAUAGUAUUGACACACUUGAUAUCAUAUUCAAGAGAUCAAUCAAUCAACAGGAGAUAUAAAGACAUUGUCAGGCAAAUCAAUGAAACAUUGAAUGAUAAUAAUGUUAGGGUCAAGAAAGCUCUUGUUAAAAUUAUUGUUGCUUUUUCAAUUAAGAAUAUAUUACUUGAUAAGGAAACUAACCCAAAUGGGCCUGAAAAAUAUAUGGAAUUCAUAUUGAAAAUGUGCUGUCAACAAGUUUUACCAAAAAAUAAUGACAUUGACCAACAAGAACUACAGAAUAUCCAGAAAUCUGCUGACAACACUCUGUAUAUGCUGAGCACUUCUGUUCCAGAGCUGGAACAAACUUUAUGGGAUUUGUUACUCAAGUGUUUUCUAGGACCAGGUUAUGAUGAUGCUCUUGUUAUCAUUUUAAGGUGCUUGACACACUUGGCCUCUAAAAAAGAUAGACAGCAAAGUUGUGAAACUGCAUUUGUGAGGUGUCUAUCACUUUUGGCCAACCCUUUACCAAAUUUUAGAGGUUGCUUUAUUCUGAAUUUUCUGAAAAACAUCAAACCUUUUCAUGUGGAUUCAUAUAAACCAGUUUGGGAUGUGAAGAUACCACAGCUGUUGAAAUAUUUGGAACAAAAUUAUGAAAAUUUCAACACACUAGAGUGGCAGGAUCUGAUUUUUGACUUCUUGAAUAUUCUUCUGGAAACUACCAAUGAUGGUGCCUUCAAUGAAGUUGUUGUUUUCAAAGCUAAAGAGCAGCUUGAAAUUUACAACAAUAAUAACAUGAGACAUGUAAUGAAUGGAGAACUGCAAACAAAACAAACAGAAAAACAGUUCUUAAUAAAGUGUCUAGCUGUAGCACUGUGCUAUUUGAAAGACAAAGAGACUGUAGUUCAAACAUUGGAUGUUAUCCUGAGCAAUGUGAAAUUGACGGAUUACUCAGACUUGCAUACCUGUGCCGAGGCUGUGGGAAUCUGUUCCAGGGUUCACUUGCAAAUAGUACUUGAUAAACUGGUUUCAAUAAGGAAGGAAGUACUAACGAAAAAGACUUCAAAAUUCCUCAAUUUCACUUUCAUGAAGAACCAGAACCAUGAACUUGGCAUAGAACGGCUGCGUUACACGAUUCUUUAUAGUUAUUCUGAAAUUUGUAAUGAAGCACCUGCUGAGAAACUCUUGAGGGUCAUUGAGAGUGAAAUUCUGGAUUAUGCUAUGACCGAAUUAAAAAACUGCAAAGAUUUCCAAAUGAGAAAGGUUUGCUUGAGAACCAUACAUUCCAUUGCUGAUGCUAUGCACCCAAACAGAAAUUCACUACAUAUUAGAAUGAAUGACAGGGAUAAUGUCAUGAAGAUGGUAUCUUCACAAAUUCAUUUACAUAACGGCCCAGAAUAUAUUGAACUAUUUCCUUUGAUAAUCCCCGCAGUAACAUCAUUAGUAAGGCUCCCACUACCUAUUGAAUCAGAAGAGAGAAUAAGACUCUUGAAAGUGUUCUUUGACAAUGUUUUCAAUGCUUCCGCAAUUUACUGCAAGAUAAACUCUGAAAAUCCCGAUAGUUACUAUGGCGACCUCAAACUAGUACCUUAUGUGACUAGGAGCUUCACUGAAGUCAAUCUCUUGGUGCAAGAACUGCUCUUGCAGAAUCUAUCGCCGGCUACAUUGGAUGAGAUAGUUACACUUUUGGAACCUUGGUUGGGAAAGAAGAAGCCCGAGCAACGAUUGCCGGCAGCAGAGACUUUAAGACUGGUGAUGCAGACUUAUUUGGACAAUAUGAAGUUUGCUUUUGAAUGUCCGACUAGUUUUGGGCAAACAGGAUUUUUAUUGGCUAAGGUGGUUCCUAGAUGUACUGAUCCAAAUAAAAAAAUUAGAAAGGUUGCUACAGAUUGCUUGUGCCUGAUUCUUUGUAUAGCAUCAAGGUAUGAUGGUCACAUGAGGGAUCACGAUAAAGUGCUUAGCAACUCCUUGCAACAUAUUCAUAAACAGAUUGAUACGGACGAUCCGAAACUGCUGUAUAAUCUCACGUCAGAUUUGGCACAAAUAAUUUGUGUAAACUUGCCGUCAUUCCAACUCAUGCAUUGCAUAGAGGGUCUGUCAGACGCCUUAUUGGAUUGUGAAUCUUCAAGUUCCAAUGGAAGCAGUGUGGUGCUCAACGUCAUUCUCAAAAAUAAAGGUAGCGAGUUACAGAGUCACGUGAGUACUGUGUUGGAAAAGCUUCUGAAACAACUGUACACGAUUCAGUGUCCAAGGACAAAAUCGUCCACUUUCCGAUGUGUUCUUAAUCUUGCUAUGCAUCAUUCCAAAACUGUCUGUGGGAUUCUACUUUCACAGCCACUACCUUAUGAUAGUAUAAUCUGUGAGUGUUGGGCAUUUAUCUCAACUGAUCCAACUCUGGUACAAGAUCUGCUCGAUCAGUUGAAGAAAUGUAUAAAGACGACCCCUAUUUAUGAAGAACAAGGGGAAGCAAUAAAGGUAGCGAAUUGCCAACCCCUCCAAGCGAUAUGCGCUCUGCACGAGAUUCUAAAGAAUAUUCAUCUCAAAGACAUUUGUAUGCAGCAAUUCCCAGAGCUGUUUUCCAUUCUCCUAGUUUGUGUCGCUUCUUACAUCGGUACGGUAUCACCAGCCGUCAAAAUAGGGGACAAGAAGGACAAACAAGGCAUGUUCUUCAAUAGGGAUGCUUACAAACUCUCCCCUACGAAGGUGACAGUGGAUACAUUCAGAUUGUUUUUGAUGUGCUGCGAAUUUAAUAAAAUGGCGACCAGUGUGCUGUUUAUCACUAACACAGAUACAUUCCAAGAUAUACAUCUGUUUCUUGAGGUAAUCGCAGCUCUCGUGGAGAACGUGUGCCUCGAACACCCGCAGUCCCUAUCGUGGCUCGUGGCCUCUCUGGGCCCCUACAUACGCGCCGACCUUGAGCCCCAGCGGGCGGUGACGGCGGCCUUCUUCACCUACCUGCUGCGACAUAGAGGCGACAACGAGCAGACCGUCCUGUCGGAGAACCUGCUCGAGAUGGUGCUCGACGUGCAGGGAGACGCUAGUCGCACAGUCAGGAAGUUGGCGCUGCAAGGUUUGGGCUACGCGGCCGAGCAUCUGAGCUACGACCUGAUAUCGAGGCACUGCAAUCCGAUACUGAGCGCGUUGAUGAAUAGUUUGGAUUACCACAAUAUUGGUAAUGAAAGUGCUGUGAUUUUGGAAGGAAUGCUGAGUUUAUCAAAAUUAUUGAGUACAAUGGAGGGUUGCAAGUUCAGCUCAUUCCAAGUUACUGCUGCAGUCAGGAUAAAACCGUUGUUAGAUCAAGAAGAUGUCAAUCUAAGAAGAGCCUCUUUUCGAUUACUAGGUGAUUUGACGCAUUCUCUGAACUCAGAGGCCAAUUUGGAAGCAUUCAGAGAGCAAAUCCAUGGUAAUCUCAUCAAUUUGAUGUUGCAUCUUUGCGACCCUGAUAUUUAUGUCGUCAAGGCGUGCAAGUACACUUUGAGGAAGAUCGGGCCGUAUCUGGAUAGUCCGAAUGUGAAUUCUAUGAUACAAGAACACCUUAUUGACGAGGCUAAUCUCCAUUUCACUGAUUUCAUUAGAGAUUUCAUCAAAAUUAUGGCGGACGAACUUCAAGACUUAUUUCCACUUCUUCUCAUGACUUGCCUGUCGCAUUUCAAGAGCCAAUGGCCUGAAAUAAAAGGGAAUGCUGCCCUGAUUGCUGGACUGCUAUUUUCUCUUUUGAUACUGGAGAAUAAAUCUAAGGUAUCCAUCGAUACGGUUUGUGAUAGAUUGAUAAGACUUUUAACUGAUGAAAAUGAGGACGUAAGGAUAAAGACUGUUGAAGCUAUUUCAUACUUAUUUCUGGACUAA